GUUAUGUCGUGUUUUCCAUGGACAGGAAAAGCUAUUUAUUUGAAAAAUGCAAGAACUUUCGAACAAGAUAGAUGUUCUUCUUAAUAAUUUCCAAGAGUUGACUAAGAAAACUGAACUUUUCUUGGACUGUGAUGUCUCCCUACAAAACAGAGUAAAAACCAACUUGAAACAUGUAUACGAUUUUUUGAAAUCAGAAGAAGUUGGGGUUCGAUCAACAGAUGCCUUACCAGAAUUAUUAAUCAGAAAUUUUGAUGAUGAACAAAUUUGGCAAGAACUUGAACUUCAGAAUGAUCAGUUACUGACUACUUCAUUGAAAAAUGUUAGUAAGCUACUUGUCAACAAGGAAACAUUGAUGUUUUCAAAUCUGCAAAAUGAAGUCAAGGAGAUUGAAGAGUCUGUUGAAUCUGUAGAGAAUGAAAGUAAAUUAUCCCUAGAACCUGAGGAUGAAGAAGAUUCAGAUAAUGACCAUGAUUCAGGAAAUACGAGUCACAAUUCAGAGAAUGAAUUAGACAUAGGAGAGGGCGAUGAAAAUGAUGAAGAUUCUCCUGACAGUCCUUGCAUUACAGAGUCAAAACCUCACAGAAAAGGAAGGCAAUCUGAAGUAGAAGAUGACUUCUUCAAAUUGGAUGAAAUGGAAAACUUUUUGAGAUCAGAAGAGCAGAAACUUGAUAAUCCUGAAUCCAAAAAAGAUAAUACUGAAGAAUCUGAGGGGUCUGAGGAAGAAAGUGUUGACUUUUUUGAGGAUAACUCAGAUGAAGAGGAUGAAUCAUCCAAAACAGCUAGGUUCAAGGACUUUUUUAAAGCCAAUGAGGAACCUAAUGCCAUAAGUAAAGCACCCAAAAGAAACAAGUUCCUGGAAGACAUGGAUGAGAAUGAUGAACAAGAUGACCAAGUUCCAGAGCCCCAACAGAAAUCAAGUUUGGAAUUAAGAGAAGAAAGGUUGAUGAAAAAAAUUGGACAUCUUGAAAGAGCUGCAGUUGGUGAAAAACCAUGGCCUCUGAAAGGUGAAAUUAAGGCUGACAGUAGACCAGUGAAUUCACUGCUUGAAGAAGUUCUAGAAUUUGAUUUAACAUCAAGACCAGCACCUGUGAUAACUGAGGAGACUACCCUACAGUUGGAAGACAUCAUAAAGCAGAGAAUAAAAGAUAAAGUUUUUGACAGUGUGGAAAGAAAGGCCAAACCAGUGAAUACACCAAUGGAAUUCAAGAAAAAGUUAGUCCUAGACCAGGAAAAAAGCAAACAAUCACUAGCACAGAUAUAUGAGAAGGAAUACAUCAACCAACAAGCUGCCCUAGAUCCUGACAAUCAAGAUAAAGAAGAAGUGGAACCACAGCUGCACAAAGAAAUACAAACCAUGAUGAGAGACCUCUUCAACAAGUUAGAUGCACUUUCUAACUACCAUUUCACUCCAAAACCUGCUAUACCAGAGCUAAAAAUAGUUAACAAUCUACCAGCUAUUAGCAUGGAAGAAGUAGCCCCAGUGACUGCUAGUGAUGCAGCUUUGUUGGCUCCUGAGGAAGUUCGAAAUAAGACAAAAGGAGAUAUAGUGGGUAAAUCUGAGAGGACCACCAGUGAUAAAAAUAGAGAAAGAAGAAAAAAGAAGGCAAAACAGAAAGCUCAUCUCAAGAAUUUACCUAUCAAUAAAAACAUGCUGGGUCCUAGGAAACAUACUAAUCAGAAGAAUUUGAAUUCAAAUAAAAAAGGAGUUAAAAGCAAGAAUGUUGAGAAUAUGGAGCAAUCUCUCAGUACAAAGAGUUUCAAGUCAUCAAAGGCAUUCUUCACAGAAUUGCAAGAACAAGUUCAUUCUCACAUAAGUGAAAAAGUACUAGCAAAGAAGAGAAAGAAGGUUGGUAAAAAGCUGGAGGCAAAAAGAAUCAAAUUGUAGUGCUUGUAAUUUUCUUUGUAAAUUUGGUGAAAGUAAAAGUGAAUUUC
Messenger RNA from Phaedon cochleariae (mustard beetle), 1932 nucleotides. NCBI's taxonomy places the organism in Eukaryota, Metazoa, Arthropoda, Insecta, Coleoptera, Chrysomelidae. The record is from the annotation of a GenBank genome assembly.